AUGCACGUGUCCAAGAAUAGCGCAAUUGCAUCAAAGAAGAGCCAGGAAGAUACACGAGCUGAACGCAAUGAAGUCAGAGAAGGAAUUAAGAACAACGACAAUUCACGCCAGAUUUCACAGUCAAUAGACGAAGAACAGGCAAUGACCAACAACGACAACAGUAUAAUUGUCUUUCAUUCAAUAUUUAACAUUGUUUCAAACAAAAAUUUUGUAUCAACAUCAUUGCAGAUCCAAGGACAAAUAUAUCACUUACUUGAAGCGCUGUUGCCACUUCCAGGUGCGGACUAUCAAUUUUUACAAAUUUAUUUUAUGGGCAAUUCCGAUGCAGAAGUUGAUCAGCGUUGUGCUCACAAUCCAACAGUGAAGCGAGCUAUUGUCAAACGAUUGCAAACGUUUCUUCAUCAGAACAAUGAAUUAAUUAAAAUUUUCAAAAUUGCGUUAGAUCGAAUGCCAUCUGACAGUCAUAAUAUUGUCAUAAGGGCUGAUAAAACGCCUGCGGGUGAACACGCAAGGAGAUUUAAUUCACCUACAACUGAUGAAGUGGCUGUUGUUAUUGUAGAAGAAAAUUUACAAUCUAGAGAUAUUGUGCUUCGCCGUCGAGAUAAUAAAUUAAAACGUGGUGAAGAUGGAUACGACUUUAACAUUAAAAUGGUUAAUCAUGAAACAGGAGCUGAAUCCAAUAAAAAAGUAAGUGCUAUGAAUUUUUAUUCAUACAGACUCAUGAUCCGUGAAGGUGAAUUGAAUCACAUUCUGAUGUUUCGCCGUCUUUUCCAUCAGUUUGCGAUCGAUAUGUAUGUUAAAAUUGAAACUGAACGAUUGACAUACAUCCGCUUAAACCAACAGCAACUCCGAUCUGAAGAAUACAUUCAUCUCCGCGAUGCUAUCAAUGCUGACAGAGACGCAAGCAACGUCGGAAGAAUGACAAUUUUGCCGGCAACUUACAUUGGAAGCCCGCGCCAUAUGCACGAGUACGCGCAAGAUGCGAUGUCGUACGUUAGACAAUAUGGCCGCCCAGACCUGUUCAUAACAUUUACCUGUAAUUCUCAAUGGAUUGAAAUUAAGAAAGAACUCUUACCCGGCCAAACACCAGUCGAUAGGCAUGACAUCACUGCCAGAGUUUUUAAACAAAAAUUGAAAUCUCUUAUGGAUUUUCUUACAAAGCAACGUGUGUAUGGCCAAGUCCGUUGCUGGAUGUACUCCGUUGAAUGGCAGAAACGUGGUCUGCCUCAUGCGCACAUUUUGAUAUGGUUAGUUGAUAAAAUCAGGCCAGAUGAGGUCGAUUCUAUUAUUUCAGCUGAAAUCCCCGAUGAAACUGUUGAUCCAAAAUUGCAUGCGAUAGUAACCAAGAACAUGAUCCAUAGACCUUGCGGUGUUUUCAAUACCGCUUCUCCCUGUAUGAUCGAUGGUAAAUGUUCCAAAAGAUACCCGAGAGACCUGCAUGCUGAUACUAUCACAGACAAUCGUUGGAUUGUCCCAUACUCGCCAAUAUUGUCGAAAGCUUUUGACGCUCACAUCAAUGUAGAAUACUGCAAUUCCGUCAAAUCAAUCAAGUACAUAUGUAAAUAUGUAAAUAAAGGCAGUGAUAUGGCCGUUUUCGCUAUAAUAGAUGCAAAUGACGAAGUAUCUCAGUAUCAGAUGGGUCGCUAUGUCAGUAGCAAUGAGGCAAUUUGGCGUAUCUUUUCAUUUCCAAUCCACGAAAAACAUCCUACGGUAGUCCAUUUGGCAGUUCAUCUGGAAAAUGGACAACGGGUGUAUUUCAAUCGAGAUAACGCGGCAUUCAGAGCGCUACAGCCUCCAUCAACGACACUAACAAGCUUUUUCUCAAUUUGCCAAACAGACACUUUUGCUCGCACUCUACUGUAUGCUGAAAUUCCACGCUACUUUACAUGGAACGCAUCAUCGAAAUCGUGUCAACGUCGGAAACAAGGAGUACGAGUUGAAGGACAUCCCAAUGUUUUUGCUUCAGACGCUCUGGGACGCAUUUACACUGUGCAUCCAAAUAACGACGAAUGUUAUUAUCUUCGAUUGUUGUUGGUGAAUGUUCGUGGUCCGACGUCGUUUCAACAACUAAAAACCGUUAAUGGACAUUUAUGUGCGACUUACCGUGAGGCGUGUCAAGUCUUACAGUUGCUCAAGAACGAUUCACAUUGGGAUAAUACGCUUAAGGAUUCCGUCAUCUCUUCAUCACCGCAUCAAAUUCGCACAUUAUUUACGAUCAUUGUAUCUACAUGUUUCCCGUCAAAUCCAAACGACUUAUGGCUUAAAUAUAAGGACGACAUGUCUAAAGAUAUUUUACAUCAAGUUGUGAGCAAUGGAACUGGUGGAAUUUACUUCCUGGAUGCUCCUGGAGGCACUGGAAAAACUUUCUUGAUAUCAUUGCUUUUGGCGACAAUUCGAUCACAGAAUGAAGUUGCUCUGGCGUUGGCUUCAUCUGGAAUAGCUGCGACUCUGUUAGAAGGUGGACGAACCGCACAUUCUGCGUUGAAAUUACCGCUAAACAUGCAAAUCAAUGAGACACCAGCGUGCAACAUAGUCAAAAAUAGUGCGAUGGCAAAGAUUCUACAGGUGUGUAAAUUGAUCGUUUGGGAUGAAUGCACGAUGGCGCACAAGAGGUCACUGGAGGCGCUGGACAGAACUUUGAAAGAUCUUCGUGAUAACAACAUUUUCGGUGGAGCGAUGAUUCUGUUGUCCGGUGAUUUUCGUCAGACUUUUCCAGUUAUUCCACGAUCAACUGCAGCUGACGAACUUGUAACGGAUCAAAGUGCAGAUGUGUUCUCGAAACAAUUGUUAGAUAUUGGUGAUGGGAAAGUCGCAGUUGACCCCUCGACUGGCCUCAUUACAUUCCCUAACGAUUUUUGUCUAUUGACAGAAUCGAAGGAGGAGCUUAUUCAGCGUGUUUUUCCAGAUGUAGCGCAACAAUUUAAAAACCACAAUUGGUUGAGCGAAAGAGCAAUAUUAGCGGCGAAAAACAAAGACGUCGAUGAUCUCAACGCGACCAUUUAA
Messenger RNA from Cotesia glomerata, 3003 nucleotides. RefSeq lists its product as uncharacterized. The coding region runs from base 1 to 3003 and encodes 1000 amino acids. Gene Ontology annotation, molecular function: DNA helicase activity. The transcript has 7 exons. Gene Ontology annotation, biological process: telomere maintenance; DNA repair. Lineage: Eukaryota; Metazoa; Arthropoda; Insecta; Hymenoptera; Braconidae. The record is from RefSeq and is a predicted model, not a curated record.